GGGAGGUGGCGGCGCCGUGGCGGAGGAGCAGGAGCAGGAGGGAGAUGGAGAGGAGAAGACUUCUGGGUGGCGUGGCGCUCCUGCUCCUCCGGGCGCUGCCCGGUCCCCUGUCAGCCAGGGCUGAACCCCCGCAGUGCCAAUGCUGGAUACCGCUGAGGACACCAUAACUGCACAGCCAGUAAGAGCAGCCACUGAACGUUGGAGAGUCAUGAUGGAGGAUCAGGAUAAGGAAGCCUGUGUGGGUACCAACAAUCAAAGCUACAUCUGUGACACAGGACACUGCUGUGGACAGUCUCAGUGCUGUAACUACUACUAUGAACUCUGGUGGUUCUGGCUGGUGUGGACCAUCAUCAUCCUCCUCAGUUGCUGCUGCGUCUGCCACCACCGUCGAGCCAAGCACCGCCUUCAGGCUCAGCAGCGGCAACAUGAAAUCAACCUGAUCGCCUACCGGGAAGCCCACAAUUACUCAGCGCUGCCAUUUUAUUUCAGGUUUUUGCCAAACUAUUUACUACCUCCUUAUGAGGAAGUGGUGAACCGACCUCCAACUCCUCCCCCACCAUACAGUGCCUUCCAGCUCCAGCAGCAGCAACAGCUGCCUCCACAGUGUGGCCCUAUAGGCGGCAGCCCCCCAGGCGCUGAUCUUACCAGGGGUUCCUUAGGGGCACAGAGCAGCCCCUUGUCUGGACCCAGCAGAAGCAGCACAAGACCCCCAAGCAUUGCUGACCCUGAGCCCUCUGACCUGCCUGCCAACCAAGCAGCCACCAAAGCUCCUGGAAUGGAGCCCAGUGGCUCUGUGGCUGGUCUUGGGGAGCUGGACCCAGGGACUUUCCUGGACAAAGAUUCAGAAUGUAAGGAAGAGCUGCUGAAAGAUUACAGCUCUGAGCAUGGCAGUGUACUCCCUGACAGCAAAGACAAGACCCCUGGGAGACAUCGCCGCUUUACAGGUGACUCGGGCAUUGAAGUGUGUGUGUGCAACCGAGGCCACCAUGAUGAUGACCUCAAAGAGUUCAACACACUGAUUGAUGAUGCUCUGGAUGGGCCCCUGGACUUCUGUGAUAGCUGCCAUGUGCGGCCUCCCGGUGACGAGGAGGAAGGCCUCUGCCAGCCCUCCGAGGAGCAGGCUCGAGAACCUGGGCACCCCCAUCUGCCACGGCCGCCUGCAUGCCUGCUGCUGAACACCAUCAAUGAGCAGGACUCUGCAAACUCGCAGAGCAGCAGCUCCCCCAGCUAGAGCAGGCCCUGCCUGUACCCAAGAAUUUGGCAAAGCAACCAGGGUUGGGGAGAACCACAAGAGAAGCAUUAAGUGACUUUCAGAGAAGGUGGUACAGCCACUUUGUCUUUUUUUUUUUUUUCUCCUCUCCUGCAUUUCCCUACAUCUCCAGGUACAGUUUGGGGUAGAUGCCUCUUCCCCCACAAAAGCACAGUGUUGUGAAGGGCUGAGAAGUUGGCUCUGUGACUCAUUUCUCAUAAACCCACUCCCACACCCUCUUUUUUAAGUCAUAUCUCACCUUCCUGUUUGGGUCAGAGAAAUAUGUGUUUUAAAACCCCCAAGGAAGGAGGCUAGGACUGUGCCCUGAGAUAAUGGAGUAGAUUUAUGCUCUGAUUUUCGUUUAAGAGAAUUUUGCUGUGUCUCAGUCCAGGAGAGGCAGCCCAUCUUGUUCUUAGGUGAAGAAGAAAGCCCACAGAGGCCCAGGAUUUGUUACCUGUGACUGCCAAGGUCUGCAGAGCCAGAAUGGGGCUAAUAAGAUGUAGAAUAGUGAGAGCUCAUGGGCAGUUGUAUGGUAGACUGGUGGGAGGCUUGUUGAUCUCUCAGAUUCCAGGUGACAACAUAGAUAAUACUUUGUGCAUCCUUGAGGGGCCCCUUCCCAGCAGGCUCUAGCUGGCUGUAGGCUGGUUCAGGUAUAGAAAAUUAUUCUGCCUUCUCUUUGGUUUUUCUUUUAAAAACAACAAAACACAGCUGAAAACAGGAAUUUUACCAGUGGGCACCCAAGAAUUCUCUUCUGGGAAAGGAAAGUUUGUAGCUCUUUCCCAAGUUGGCCUUAAAAGAUCCUAGCUGCAGUUGAACCAGAAGAGAAUAUUUUGUGUGAAGGCUUAGAUGGGGACUAUUCUUUGGAAUGUCUGUGAGCAGGAGGCCCCAGGGGCAGUGAAAAAGGUACGGCUUUCUGUAUCUUUGCCUUCCAACCUGUGCCCACAGGUGCCCGGCACCAGCAAAGCAUAUGCUCUGCUGGCCUUGAUGUCUCACUGUUCCAUGUGAACAAGUGACUGAGGAAGCUGUGGGUUCUAAGGAAGGGCAGCCCCAUAACCUGGCUCUCUCACACAGUAUUUUGCCUUUGAUUUUGAAUAAUUUUCCUUUCUCUUUUGUGGUGGUGGUGGUUAUUUGUUUUAAACUGACCACUUGGAAGAAAUACCUGACAUAUCUGUGGUUUUCACGCCUUGUCUCUACCACUUUUGAGUGGGGAAAUUCAUUUUUCUGUAGCCUAUGUAGAGUGUAAGUGACCCAGAUAGGAGGGUGAAUGCAGCUGUCCUGAAGGCCUGCAGGAUCCUUAUGACUGUUGUUUGGCUUUAGGUAACCAGUUGAGCUUUGAUAGGAAUAAUCUAAGUGGAGAAAGCAAACAGCCGAAACUAACAUUCCCCAUUCAGCCCUAUUCAUAUGAAGAGUUUGGUUCUUUCCUCACUCUUAAAUGAUGAUAUUGAGAUCAGGUAUUAAUAUUAUGGUAAGAAAGGAAGAAAAAAUAUAUAGAUAGAUAGAUAGAUAGAUAGAUAUCUAUAUAUAUACAAAAACAGACAAAUCCAAGGCUGUGAGGUGAACAAGCGUCUGCAUUUGGAUUCCACAAAACCAAAAUCCAUGUUGAACAAAGUGAAAUCCAUACACAGUGACUUUUUGGGUGACCCAUGUAUGUGUGUGUCUAUUGUGUGUGAGCCCCGAGCCCUGUUUUCCUGUGAAGAUACUUUGAGUGGCAGCCAUUCUGUUCACGUGGACCACACGUCUGGAGCACAGAUGGGCUUCUCAAGGUAAUUUAUUUUACGCAUUUUCUGUUUACUGAACAAAUGUCUGACUGCGUACUCGGGUGUAUUCAGUAGCAUUGUCAAUGGCAGUCCCCCUUUGUUUGCCAGAGAUACUGUGCUCAAAGUAGAGGUUUUACUCUGCUCAUCACUGCACUUUGCACAUUGCUCCAUGGACACUCAGAGGCCUGUGUUCCCUACAAAUGGAAACGUGCUCUGAACCCAUCUGUCUCCCUCAGCUGCUCCUGGCCCUCGGUAUCAGCUUCCGGGGAUGUCCACAACCACUUGGGACAGAAGGCAAAAGUGGAAUUUCAUACAGAAGCUUGAUUGGAUCUUCAGUGACAAGCUUGCACUACCUGUGGCCCAGACAUCAGCCCUACCCAGAAUUGCCAGGCGGAGGUUUUGGCGGACACCCACUGGCACCGCAGGGCCUACCUCCCUCUGCUGAAUCCAGCUGACACAAGCAAGCUGGUGUGUGGCCAGAGCUGGCCGGAGUGUGUCAGCGGUCCUCAGAUGCCUUUCCUUCCAGCUUUUUAAAAGAAAAUCCAAAUAACUCACUGAAGUGUCUCAGAGGAGAACAAGUUUUACCAAAAUGAAUCUUUCUUCAGUUAACUAUCAAAUGGAUGAACUCUGACCCUCUCAAGUUUCUUUCCCCAAUUAAAGUGGGGAACCAGCCUGAGUUUAACCAUUGGAUUCACUGCAGCAUCCUACCCUGAAGGCACGAGGAGAUGAACAUGCAAGCCGCAGAACUGGCCUCGAUUCCUGAGGGCACAGUCUGGCUCUGCCAGAAGAGGCUACCCUGCUCAAAAAGAUGGAAAUAGGAUGGAAGGAAGAGUUAGGGGGCCAAGGAGAUUUGCGGGAGUCUGGUUUUCCAGGUGAAUGAGAAGGAAGGGGUUGGUCGAGGGUUUGGUGCUACAGUCAGAAGAUUUGCAAAUGCUAACACAUUCCUGUAUGAGGCACAUCACCAUUUGUCAGUUAUUGUGAUUUGUGUAUUUUAAGCAAUAAGAUUCAGCUGGUCAGACUUUUCUGGGCAGUCCCAGUGACGCAUUUCCUGUGCUGUGAUUGUUCUGAAGACAGAGUGGCUUUAACCACUGUGAGAAACCCAAAUAAAAAUUGAUCCAAAAA
Messenger RNA from Nycticebus coucang (slow loris), 4128 nucleotides. RefSeq names its product WW domain binding protein 1 like (gene WBP1L). The coding region runs from base 140 to 1231 and encodes 363 amino acids. Lineage: Eukaryota; Metazoa; Chordata; Mammalia; Primates; Lorisidae. The transcript is spliced from 5 exons. The record is from RefSeq and is a predicted model, not a curated record.